Messenger RNA from Microthlaspi erraticum, 477 nucleotides. The record is from the annotation of a GenBank genome assembly. NCBI's taxonomy places the organism in Eukaryota, Viridiplantae, Streptophyta, Magnoliopsida, Brassicales, Brassicaceae.
AUGUCGGAGCAGUGCGAGGGACCGAAUUUGGGUUCGGAGUCGGAGCAGCAGUUGAGUCAUGAGGUACUGUGCGAGGAGGAGCCGGUGGAUGCGACGGUGAUGACGACGAAGAGGGGUGAAGGAUCGUGCCCGGGGGCUGUGGAGGCAACAAUUGAAGAGGGAAAUUUGUUUCAACAAUUGAACAUGCCGUGGAGUAUAUAUGCGACCAGUGGACUUGUCAAGGCAGUAAUAGGCGCUCUGGGUGAGAGAGUACCCAAGGAAGACACACUCUUUGGAGCGAUCAUGAAGUUUGUGUUUUGCAUAUGGCCUGAGCCAUGGAAAACACAAACAGCCAAAGACUUUGAGCUUGUGAUAGUUUGGAGCAACUUAGAAAAUUUUCUGAUAUGGCGAGGUGAGAGACAAGACUGGCGUAGGGAGUCUGUUGAUAAGAUAGACGGCACACGAGAAGGCAUAUGUCCAAUAUGUUUUUGGCAUUGA